GAUCGGCCAAUCCAACCACACAAACAUGAAAUUAAACUCAGAACACAAAUAACAAAUAAAAAAUCCCCAAAGGAGCAGCCCAGCUCUGGUUAACCAAUUGCUUGUCACCUUCCUCUGCCUCUAUUUGAUCCAUCCAUUCCAUUCAUUCAAUCCCAUCUUCAUCAUCUUCGCUUAAGUCUUAAAUCUCUCAUAGCUAUAUAUAAAUAUACUCUUAUCUAGUACACAAACAACAAAUCAUUUUUCUUUAUUUUUUGUCUUGGUGUGGGGAUAAACCCUAGAGCUUUGAGCGCAUGUCCAAGAGAGGAGGAGGAUCAGCAGCAGCAGCAGCUGUUCUGCAAAAAGAUGUGCCUUGGAGGGCUUCUCCCUCUGGUGGAAAACCCAUCCCCAAAAUCCACCACUCCCCUGUUCUUCGUCUAACCCAAACCCCUCAUUCCAAUUACGCCCUUUCCAUCAUGAAGCACCCAAAUCCAAUUGGAAGUGGGUUGGGAAACGAAGCUAUAGUGGAAGCAGCAGGGCCAGAUUGUAUUGUGCCAGGACAAAUUACACCCGUUAAAUUACUUGGUCUCAAGGUAUGGCCCAUCAAUGUUGACUUAAAGUUUAUGGAACCAGUUGGACGGGAGCUUAAGUCCAUCGGGAAGUUCAUGGAUUCGGCUGUCAACCUUAUGAACAAUUCAUUUAUAGAUCGUUAGCACUUUGGGUUGUUUCUUUCAACUAAGUUGCCAAGCAGCUGUCAUAUAGGAUUUGCGAGUUAUGUGUAUUACUACUGGAAUGAUCAGAAUUAUAGCAAAGCAGAGUGAUUACUGAUAAUCCUCUUUUUCAUGUUUUUUUUUUUUUUUUUGCCUGCCGGUUUUGUUAUGUACUCUCGUUGAAGUCCAAAUUAUCGGUAACUAGAGAAAUGUGUGUUUGAAUAAAUUGGUUCUGUUUCUUCAAACUA
Molecule: messenger RNA, 934 nt
Organism: Camellia sinensis
Lineage: Eukaryota; Viridiplantae; Streptophyta; Magnoliopsida; Ericales; Theaceae
Cellular component (GO): chloroplast envelope
Source: RefSeq, a predicted model, not a curated record